GGCUUUUCAGAGAAGUAGAAGAAGAAGAAGAAGAAGGAAGGAGGAGGAGGAGGAGGAGGAGAUGGCGAUGAGGGUGAGGAGGAUAGAAUAGUUUGGCGGUCUGAAGAGACCCAGAGUGACAAGAAGGAGUUUAGGGUUUCGAACCCUUUUGGUCACUGGGAUUUUGACUAGUCUUUUUCUCUCUUUCCUGCGAGAAAAUUUGCCCUUUUUUUCCCCUUUUGAUAUCACCGUUAAACAUCUGAAAAGAUCAGAAUCUUUUUGUUUUCCCGGUGGCAUGAGAGCCAAAAAGACAGUUUGAUCUUUGGGAACCUCCGGGCAGAAACCACUUGCAAAUUGUACCCCUUUUGGACUUCCCAUUGUUCUGCUCCCAACCGAGUCACUGGUCUUCCAACUCUUUUGCUCACGAUUCUUUGCCUUCAGAGAGAAGUUGCUUGUUUCACCAUUUUAUUGGCUAUCCAACAACUUUGGGUUCCAAAAAAUGGCCGUCUCUUUCACCCGUUUUUCAUGGUGGUUAUGGGGUGGCAAAGAUAAAGAGCCAGUUCCAAAUGGGUCGACGAUGAAUUCCUCGUUCGAUCUGGGUUUUGGUCAUAGGGAACCUGAAACGUUGCAAUUCCCUUCGUUUAAGGGGACCAAAAGAAUAGCCUCGUCACAGAGAAAGGUCAAGAAGAAAUGGCAGAGUAGGGAGGAGAGAAGAAUUGACAGGGAGUAUGAUAUUGUGUUGGUUCCAUCAGACGGUGGCUGUUUGUCUGGGUCUGAGUCUGAUGAUUCUGACGUGUCUAUCGGAUGGUUGGAACCCCACGGCCCUGGUUUUCAGACUGACGAUGAAUCGGAUAAUGGUUUUGCAGUUCUGGUACCUUGCUAUAGUCCUAGUUGCAAGGAGGUUGUGGAGGGCUCAAAUAAUGAGCUUUUAAGUGUCAUCAAGAACCUGUCAGACGAGUUCUCUUCUGAUCGCAAGAAUGACAUGGAACAAUGGCUUUCUUCUCUUCAGAACCUUGGUGCCUAGAAAUAGCUGGCUGAUCCUAAAUGGUGCCGGUGUGAAAAGAUUUCUGCAGUCUGAUCCAUGAGCACCGGAUGUGUUUGUUUACCACCCUGCUUAGUAAAAUAAAUUUGUUAAGAAGAACUAAGAAGAAUUUUAGAACAGAAAAAGGACAUGAUGUUAGUUUGAUCCAGUUGAGAAAAGUAAAACAAGCCCCUCUAAUUUGGAGUUACUCUGAGAACAAGUUCUUCUGCGCAUGCUGCAUUUUGUUAGUCUAUUCUUAGGUGCACAAGAUCGGUGCCAGGGAGAAAAUGUGAAAUAUAAUGGAUUCUUUAUUUGUAAAUACAGCUUCUGUUGUUAAUAUGUGUUUAUAUUUAUGCUUCUUAGCUCACUGCUAUUGUAAAUAAAAUUCCUCUUUUACCUAGUUAAUUUGAGGGGCAGUCUAAGAAUUUUGUAAUAUAAUCUUUAUUUCUGAUAUUUUCAUAUAUAUAAAUGUUCUUUCUGUUGCUUGUUAA
Molecule: messenger RNA, 1491 nt
Organism: Ziziphus jujuba (common jujube)
Lineage: Eukaryota; Viridiplantae; Streptophyta; Magnoliopsida; Rosales; Rhamnaceae
Exons: 3
Coding region: 479-1003 (174 amino acids)
Source: RefSeq, a predicted model, not a curated record